AUGGACGCGGUCAUCAAUCUUCUGCGGCUCAGAAUGAAAGAACAACCGCACUGCUUUAGAAGUGACCGGCUGUGUCUCAUCGAUAGUGGUCUUAGUCUGUUUUGGACGGCAAAGUAUGACGAUUUCAAGAAGUCUGAGCCUAAUGUCUUCGGACUUGGAAAGUACCUCCCACCUGACUCACUUGACUAUUUCCAAGGCACGAAGCCAGAAUUCUGCCAGACGAAUAAACGAUGGUGCAGGGACAUUGACGAGAUAUAUCUCCCGUUUAACAUUGGGAAGAACCACUGGGUUGCUCUAUUCAUCUCCUUACCGAAGAGGCACAUCACGAUCUGGGAUAGUUAUCCCUGCCGUAUGGACGAUGAAGAACUGGAGACGGAGGUGGAACCCGUGGCUGUGAUGAUGGCGUACAUGUUACGCGAGAUGGCACUAGUGGAAGAACGUGACAACUAUCCGUUCGAUAAAUUUACUCACGAACGUAUUGCUGGUGUGCCGGAGCAAGAGGGUCCCGGGGAUUGCGGUGUCUACUGUCUGAAAUACAUCGAGUGUCACGCAACUGGAAACGCUUUUUCAGCCUCUUCACUGUGCAACAAGAACAUCAAGGCAAUUCGGAGUAGGUAUGCUUGUGACAUUUUCAAGGAGACCGAUUGCAAGGGACCGAGGAUCCGUGACUGGGACGGUAUUGAUCCUUUCGACGGGAGAUCCUGA
This is a messenger RNA of Microthlaspi erraticum, 705 nucleotides long. Lineage: Eukaryota; Viridiplantae; Streptophyta; Magnoliopsida; Brassicales; Brassicaceae. The record is from the annotation of a GenBank genome assembly.